This is a messenger RNA of Haliotis rubra (blacklip abalone), 6234 nucleotides long. RefSeq names its product syndecan-1-like. The transcript is spliced from 5 exons. NCBI's taxonomy places the organism in Eukaryota, Metazoa, Mollusca, Gastropoda, Lepetellida, Haliotidae. Gene Ontology annotation, cellular component: membrane; cell surface. The coding region runs from base 1 to 699 and encodes 232 amino acids. The record is from RefSeq and is a predicted model, not a curated record. Gene Ontology annotation, biological process: cell migration.
AUGUUUUUGUUUAUUGUUUUUCAUUUUCUUUUCCCCUAUAUCCCAGGCACAAACUUACACCCCUGUGUGUUCAAGCUUGUUCAGCAUAUCCGCUCCCCAAUGUAUGGUACUUUCCGUCCACGGUGUAAGAUGAAUGGAGAAUUCGAGGAACUUCAGUGCCAUGGAUCUGUAUGCUUCUGUGUCGAUCAAAGAGGAAGAAAAAUAUUUGGAUCUGAAGUACCCACUCUUGAAGGUCAUAAGGAAAAAUGCAUUCCAUAUAUGUCAACCACUACCCAAGAAGCAACGUUCCCACCUGUGAUCGAACAGAAUGGCGGUAUUAUUGUGGAAGGAGGAAAACCACGUAAGCCCAAAACAGAUCCAGGGUACACGUAUACCCCAGAAACACCUGCAACUGAUACAGAUUUGGGAACAAAGGACGAGGAAAAUGAAAUACCUGAAGAUGAUGAUGAUGAGACAAAUGAAACUGGUGAUGACCCAGAAAAGGCCUCCGUGGCAUCUGCUCACAUCAUGACUCAGCCCGGGCUUCUUGCAGCCAUCAUUGGUGGAGCUGUGGUUGGUUUACUGUGUGCUAUACUGCUCGUCAUGUUCAUAGUAUAUAGAAUGAGGAAGAAGGAUGAAGGCAGCUACGCAUUGGACGAACCCAGGAAAAAGUCCACAUAUUCCCCGAUCAACCAAUCAGAAAAGGAGUACUAUGCAUGAGUUAGAAAAGGACGUCAUCUGUUGAAACUUUAACUUUUAUAUUUAAGAAGCAGAAAGUCUGGCCUAGGAAGGGACCUAUACUGUUGCCAAUUGAAAAUUUGUGGCCGAUAUAUUUUUCCAUUGCGAGCAGCAUUACAGUACUACGUAUGUACGUUGAACGUUGCUGUGGGUGCUUGCGUUACAGGUGGCUCAAUGCACUUACGUUGAACUCGGUCUUCCUUGAAGGGUUGCGUUGAACAUGGGUGCAUUGGCUCCUAAGCCUGGUUGUACAUACAUAUGAUGAUGGUAGGCGUUUACGCGAACUCUUACUGAACUCGACGUAAGCGUUGUGUAUAGAUGUUGCUGAGAAGCCAUAGAUCAACAUCACAAGGACAGCGGUUUGACGAAAUACCUCAGAAACCAGGUGAAAAUUGUGACUAGUUUUAGAGGAAAUCUGCCUUUUCCUGUCUGGAUGUGUCAGUGGCCAUGUUGUGGUUUUCCGUAAAACUUGAACUUGUGCAUGAGAGUUUGGAUGAUGGAAAAUAUGUGGAUCUGUCAUACAUUUGCUCUCGUAUGGUUCAGGGAUGGUUUUUUGAGUGAAAUUAUUUUUUUAUUACAAUACAUUUUGAUCAUCUCCAGGUGGGAAAAGAAAUAAUUGUCAAUAAAGCAAAUAUUGGUGCUGAAUAUUGAUUUCCGUGCUGUUGCAUUUUAGAUAUUUGUACAAGUCGAGAGGAUUAAUUGAUCCAGUAUAUAUAGUAUGUGUACUUGUUUCAAGAAGUCAUAAUUUUCACUUGGUCUCGAUUUGGUAGAGUGAUGUUCUUGGGUCUUAGUUACCAUGGUGACACCUCUUCUGAAAAUGGUCAUAUGGCUUGACAACUUGUCUGAUGUGAACAUUCCACUCUGCCAGCUUGGACUGGUUCGGGUCAGGGAGGUCAUUGCCAUAGCAACGAUGUCACAUGACCCGCAAAGAUUGUUCUUCAUAUCUUAAGCUAUUUUAGAGCAGCAUUUUAUUUACCAGUUAUUGUAUGACAUGGUGGUGUUUCCCCAGUAUUUAUGAUGUAAUAAAUCUUGAUACCCCGAAAUGCAACAGGUGUAGGCUCCAUGGAAAUAUUGUCUUAUUUGCUCAAUUUUAACCAAAUAAUUGAAAUGUAACACAAAUCCUUAUCAGGAGAAAUAUCUGCAGAACAUAUUUGUGUCAACUCACCCGCUACCUUAAAAAAUAACUGUAGCACAAGAAAAAUAUAUGCUGUGAAAUUUCCAUUAGCUUUCGGAUGAAUCUGAAUAUUAUGAAUAUAAUUAAUCAAAUGACUUUUGAAUAAUCAUGUUCGUAGUAGUUGUACAGCACUACCCUUAAAGGGGGACUAGGCUCAAGCAAAUAGGCAGUCCCAGUUUGAUUGAGGUUAUUCAAGCACCUGUAUUGUUGUCUCAGAUUAAAUGACAUAUAUAAGUACUGCAGUAAAUUUUAAGCCUAAAGGCAUAGUGUUACAGUAUUCCCACGUUCCCAUUAUAUUGCCGAAAGUGAGUCAGAAAUUUAGAACCUGGAGCGUAGUUCCCCUUUUGUUAUGUAUACGGGUUUGAACUGAAAACAAAUGCAGUGUAAGUGUAAGUCAUAUAGCACAACACUUGGGUCAGUUAUCACUUGAUUAAAUCUAUGUAUGUAUUAAGUCAUUACUGCCUGGAAUACAAUGAAGAAAACAUGGAAAUUGCAAGGACAAUGCGAGCCAUGAUACCAACGAGAGGAACCCCCACGAAAAAAGGUCACAAUGGGUUAAUCAUAAGGUGGUCAUCCUAGCACCUUUCGCUUUAAGUCCAGUCAGGAUUGCCUGUGGUCAUUACAAAACCCCAAAGUGGUGUUGCAUGGACUUUUGUGAUUUCCAACAAAGAGAUCUAAGGAGUGUCUUUUGUUUUCUUUUUGCAAAUAUUAGGAUAUAAUCUAAUAAUUAAUCUGUUGUGGCCUAGCAUGCACAUUUUCCUUAUUUUGAGUUAAACUCUACAUUGUAUAUAAUAUACUUGCCUACCUUGGUGAAUAAUUUGUCUUAUGUUCUGGCUUCAAAGCUGAUGUCUAGUUCAUCUCAAUCUAUCUCUAGAUGCAGAAUAUAUUGAUAAGGAUGUCUCUGUACAAAGUAACCCUAGCUGCCCUGUAGUGCUAAUUCAAUUUCACAUUUUUUUAUUUUUUUGUGUGCAGGUCAGUUGUUGUUUUUUGCAUUCAUUUACUGAAAUAUUCUAGACUGCAUGUACAAUAAUGCGUAGACCUUUCCCAUAAUAGGUGAUUGAGACCAAAUGUCAUGGCUGCACAUAGGGUUGCUUAAUAGGACUGUAUUGACUUUUCGAAGUACGUAUUCAUUCAUUGUGCUAGAAGUGAUAUCUAGAACUUGGGGACAAGUUUUUCUUAUCUAUGAAUGUGUUUCGUCAUUUGACAUGAUUAACAUGCAAUCAAAUUUUGACCAGGUUCGAGAAAAUUUUCUAUAUAUUGUCGGGGUCAUUUCAAAAGUCCAUGUUAUUUUGCUUGUAGAUACAUGUGAUGACUUUCUUUUCAUGUAACAGGCCAACUUUUGAGAUGACCCCUUGCACUUUCCUCUCUUUCAUGUGUGUGGUGCUUCUGAUAGGUUGAAGUAAAGGUUGUACAUGUCUGUGUUGGGUAUAGGUAGUAAUGAGGUUUUGGAAAAACUAAGGGAUUUUAUUACCCUGCAAGUCUCAUCUCUGAAUAUAAGUGGGAAGAAAUCAGUGAAGAAUUCUGGUGUGAGGUAUUAACUGGUAGCCAGGCAUUACAGCAUUUAUCACGCUGUGCCCAUCCUGAUCUGAUGGGUCAUAUUGGGUGCCUUAGCACAUACUGUACAACAAAGUACAACUUGUACAUUGUAUAAUUAUCUCAUGGAAUAGAAGAGCUGUUGUUAUUGCUGUCUUGCUGCUAUGCUGUUUGCCCUAGAUCAGGAUUUGGAUCAAAGGUGCUCUGCCUCACAGAGAAUUUCAGGGGGACGUAUUCUAUGUGGAAGCUUCUGUGGUCUCGUCAACAUUUGACCCAUUUUUCAUGUUAGAGAUCAGCUGUCUUGGUUAAGAUGAAAAUUUAUGAAAUUGUUCUUUCAUGGUUAGAAUUUAGAUGCCAAAAUGGUUUCUUUCAUGACAACAAUGUAAGUGUGUUGUCAAGAGGCCGACUUUUGUAGUUUCAGAUCUUCUUGACGCGGAUGUUGAAUGGAGUGUGUGAGAAUGUUGUGGUGCAACUUCAGCUUUAAUGUAUGUAGUAAACAUUGUCCACACAUUUUGCUGACUCAACACAUUAUGCUCAUUCAAGUGUGUAUAAUUUCAUGUUUUGACCUCUUCAACUGAGUGUAGUGAAACAGCAGCAGGUGCUCCUGCUCUUUGCAUAGUGGCAUGGUGAGAUACUGUCUCAAUGCAAAUAACUGACCACCUGCUGAUGAUGUUGGACAGUGUUCAGGUCCUAGUAUGAGGAUGAAAUCUUCUGUGUAGGAACAACCCCAGUUCAGCAAUGAUGUUCAGUACAGCACAAUGUGUGGCCUUUAGUGAUGUCUUCAAGUCUCAUUCAUGCUACAGCCCUGCUAGGGUGGACGUACAUUUUGAGGGAAUUUUGUCUAGGAUGUGUCAGCCUAUUUUGUUGAGUUUUACUGUCCUGAACAAAAAUGGUCGACUUUCAUAAGAGAAACAUCUGAUGUUUGUAACUGUAUGGUGGUUUUCCUGAUUCACAAAACUACUUGCUAAUCAAAUGUUUCAGGUAUUCCUCCAUUGUCUCGUUCCUGGACUGCAGACAUUUGUAUAUUGUUUGUUAUCUGUCCUGUCUAUUGCAAUAACUGUUUCAUCUAUACAUAUAACACAUUUGCUUCUUACGACCUGCGUAGUUGGUGCUCAAGCUUGAGAAACUGUGAAGUGCCAUCUGAGUUACCUCCCUUAAACAGACACCUGGUGUCUGUCACUUUGAUUCAUGAUGAAACAUUUAAAUGUUAAGGUGUGUGUUUAAGGCUUCGUGUAACUAGAAUCACACCAUUUUGUAGUUUCUCAAGCUGUCUGACAUAUUUGCUAAUUAAGAGAAAAUUUGCAUGGCAAUGAAAUGGGAGAAUGAAAUAUUUACUUGAACUGUAACAUGUAUCAUAUCCAUCAUAUAGGUUCAGGUAGUUCUGUCUGAAUGCACCUGUACUUGAUAUUUGUAUGUCAGUGUAAAUAUUGCCAUAGCUUCGAAAUUAUUUUGGAUUGGCAAAUACUGAUUUUCAUAUAGGUCUCCAAACUUCUAUGGUUUCUGCUUUAAGUUAUGCCUACACUUGUCCAGUACCCUCAACAUACUAUCACCUCAACAAUCAUCUGCUAUGUAUAUUUACAGUAUGGUGGUCACAAAUGUACCUGCUUAUGUGUGCAUGCUGAAAUCUAGCCACUCAAGCUGCAGUGUAACUCCCCAUAUUAAAGUGGUAACCUGAAGAUGAGGGCAUCAGAAAAUAGAAGUUGUUAACAUAUUUGGAUGAAGUUUCAUAUGUAAGCAAAUUAUUAGUGACAAGCCAUCUUGAAAUACAGGCAGCAUCAUUAGAUAGGCAUAUACAUAUAUUAAAGACAAAGAGGAAUUGUGAACUGACCAAUGUUCAGUUGCAUGUGGUCAUAUUUUUGUAGGUUUUAACAACUGGUUUAUUAUUUGAGAAAUUUUUAAGAACUUGAUACUGGUGUUUGAUGACAUGCAGCUGGAGAUUGGUCAGUGUGAUUCCUUGCAGCACCUGGUAUGCAGGUUGUAUAUGUUCAGACACAGAGGUCAAUCUUCAUCAGAAAAAUGUUGAGGAGUAUGCUUUCGUUGGUUUUAAUUCAUCAAAUUCUGAAAUAUUUUGUUAAUUUUUCAUGCUAUGAAAUAGCAGAGCUUUUACAAGUUAUUUGGAAUUUUUGAUUUGGGUUCUCGAGCCAUUGUUUAAUAUUUGAAUGUGAAGCUGAAUAUUAUUUUCACGCGUUUACUGCAAGCUCUUCUAUGUGAAAGUUGAAAUCAUCAAUAUUUGUAAAUAGGUCUAUAUACAUAUAUACACUUGGGAAUUUAACGUGUAUUUCACACACUGACUUAGUACUCUAUCAGAGGACAAGAACAGAUAUUAACAUAACAGCUCAAAAAUGCUAAGUCAGAUCAGUUUGCUGAAGGUGUGCCAUCUGACAGCAGGUUAACUCUGGUCUUGUCCUCCUUAGGACAUAUUUUAUUUGUACAAGAUUUGAUCGUAUUAGGAUCAUUAUGUGUACUGUUGUACGGUUGACACUAACACAAGGUUAGUCAAAAUAGAGAGAUUUAACAAUCAAACAUGCAUCAUCAGGCUUUAGUUUCUUCUUAGUGGUCACAUACUGUUUCUUCUGGAUAAACUAUGAUGAAUAGCUUUUCUGAAAUGUAUCCGUGUACAAGUCAUGUUAUUUGGACCUGAUAGGAUGUUCUUUACCAAUCAGAUCUCAUGUUAAAAUAUAGCAGCCAAUCAGAUCUUUCGUUUGGUUGUGACCAAUUGUUAUCCUCUAGGACUGCUAUAGAAUGUAACAUAAUUGGUUUUUCAUUUAAACUCAAAACAUGUAAUUUGAAAUAAACAGUUUUUUCCAAGA